AUGAGUCCAACGUCUAAACGGACAGGUGUAGUGGCACUGAAGAUUGGAAUGAUGCCUCUGUGGGAUAAAUGGUGUACAAGAAUUCCUUGUACAGUUCUCCAGAUUGAGAAUUGUCAGGUUGUACAAGUCAAGACAAAAGAGAAGGAAAAUACAAACAGUCUUCAAGUUGGAGCGGGUCCUGUAAAAGUGAAAAAUGUAAACAAGCCACUGUUCGGGCACUACAAGAGCGUUGGCGUUGAGCCAAAGCGAUACCUCACAGAGUUCAAGGUCACGGAAGACGCGUUUCUUCCUGUAGGCACGGAGCUCACCUGCAAGCACUUCGUUCCUGGGCAGCGCGUGAACAUCCAGGGCAUCACGCAAGGAAAGGGAUUCCAGGGCGUAAUGCGGCGCUGGGGAUUCAAAGGCCUCGGCGCGUCGCACGGCGUGAGCGUUUCGCAUCGUUCUCUGGGAUCGACUGGACAGAGAGAGGACCCCGGGAAGACGUUCAAGGGAAAGAAAAUGCCUGGACGAAUGGGGAAUAAGAACUGCACCGUGCAGAAUCUACUGGUGUACAAGAUCGAUCCGAAGCGGAAUCUGGUGUAUGUGAAGGGGUGUGUGCCUGGAAACGACGGAGAGUAUGUCAAGAUCACCGAUGGGCGCGAUGUCGGUCCUUUCAAACUACCCUUCCCUACGUAUAUUCCAACGGGGAGUCCCGAAGAGUUGGAAGAAGUCGUGGCGCCUGCUCCUGCAGAAGAUCCUUAUCCUUGGUAUUAGUACGUCUCUUUUAUC
Molecule: messenger RNA, 768 nt
Organism: Blastocystis hominis
Lineage: Eukaryota; Bigyra; Opalinata; Blastocystidae
Exons: 7
Coding region: 1-753 (250 amino acids)
Biological process (GO): translation
Cellular component (GO): ribosome; mitochondrial large ribosomal subunit
Molecular function (GO): structural constituent of ribosome
Source: RefSeq, a predicted model, not a curated record